CAACAACUUUAAAGAUGGUGAAUGAAUACAAGAGAAUUGUUCUGCUGAAAGGAUUAGCGAACAUCAGUAGUGAUCAAUUUGACUUCUUUAAGUCAUUAAUGUCCAGUGAUUUAAGACUGGAGCGAAACAUGCAAGAGAAAUAUACCAAGGUUCAGAUUGCUGACAUGAUGGAAGAUGAAUUCCCAACUGAUGCUGGAUUGAGCAAACUGAUUGACUUUUGUGAAGACAUACAAACUCUUAAAGGACUUGCUGAAACCCUUAAAGAAGAGAAAUCAAAAGUAAAAGGAAAAACACCAUUGAGAAAUAAGAAUCAAGAAGCAAGUUCUGCUAUAAAAACACCAACUGCAAGCAAUACUUCAGCAUCGGAUGGAGGGGAAAUUUCCGCAGCUCAGAAAAGAAAAAGUAUGAAUAAUGAAAAGACUGCCGUGAAAAAGGCCAAGGUGUCUGAGAGGCCAAAUCACCCUCCAUGUUCUACAGAAAACACAGCCAGAUGCCAGUUCUCAGUAUUCCAGACCUCAUCUUUGGCUUCAUUCAACACUUCUUUGGAUAAGAACCAAAAGACACAGACCCAAAAUCAGAGCACUGCCAGAGGUGCUGUUUGCAAAAAUGAUGUCAUGAUAGUGAUGGUGCUCAAUGCAACAGAGCCAUUUGUAUAUAAGUCAACAGAACCUGGAGGAAAGAUGAUGUUUCAUGCUACAGUGGCCACUGAAAGCGAAUAUUUCCAUGUGAAAGUCUUCAACAUCAACCUGAAAAAGAAGUUCACAAGAGAGAAUGUCAUCAUGAUCUCUAAUUACCUUGAAUUCAAAGGAAUUCUAGAGAUAAAUGAAGAUUCCUUUGUGCUUGAAGCUGGUCCUGUCCAAAGUAUUAAAGUCCCUAUAAGCCUUAUCAGAAAAUCAAAAGAAACUCCCAAGAUUUUUGAUAUUCGCAAGUAUGCCACUGGAACACCGGUUUAUGGGUUAUUUACAUUACAUAAGAUAAAGGUGAACCCAAAGAACACAAUCUAUGAAAUGAAGGACAGCACAGGAAAUAUAGAAGUUCUAGGGAGUGAGCAAUGCUACAACAUCAGCUGUAAGAAAGGAGACAAACUGCGACUCUUCUGCUUUCAAGUGAAAACAAUUGACAAGCAACCGAAGCUGGUGUCUGGCGAUCACAGUUUCAUUAAGGUAUGA
This is a messenger RNA of Chionomys nivalis (European snow vole), 1169 nucleotides long. RefSeq names its product interferon-activable protein 204-like. Gene Ontology annotation, biological process: cellular response to interferon-beta; positive regulation of interleukin-1 beta production; response to bacterium. NCBI's taxonomy places the organism in Eukaryota, Metazoa, Chordata, Mammalia, Rodentia, Cricetidae. The transcript has 5 exons. Gene Ontology annotation, cellular component: nucleolus. Gene Ontology annotation, molecular function: double-stranded DNA binding. The coding region runs from base 15 to 1169 and encodes 384 amino acids. The record is from RefSeq and is a predicted model, not a curated record.